Brassica rapa (field mustard) is the source of this 1335-nucleotide messenger RNA. RefSeq lists its product as uncharacterized. NCBI's taxonomy places the organism in Eukaryota, Viridiplantae, Streptophyta, Magnoliopsida, Brassicales, Brassicaceae. The record is from RefSeq and is a predicted model, not a curated record.
AUGGAUUUGCUUCUUUCGGAUAGAGCCACACAAGAGAAAGUGAACUUUGUUGGUGAGCAGAAACAAGAGGAGAUAGUUGUGGUUCAUGAAGUUGAUGGUCUAGAAGGUCAAGAAGAGCUAUGUUUUUACAACAACUACCAACAAAAGCCUUUCUACAACAACCAACAAGGUGGUUACCAAGCUAGACAAAACUACUCUCAUGGUCUCUCCUCCAAAGGAAAUCAGUCUACACAAAGCCAAGCCGGAUCUUUUACCUCUGCUCCACAAGAGAGUAGCACUGAUGCAAUGUUGAAACAGAUCUUGGAGUCUCAAACUAGAAGUGAGAAGCACAUUGGAUAUGAGCUGCAAAACCUUCACACCAAAGUUGAUGGAAGCUACAAUGACCUCAACAACAAGUUCCUACAACUCUCCUCUCACUUCAAGGCUUUGGAGAAUCAGUUUGCCUCUAUGCCUUCAACCUCCAAGAGCCCAAUGGGCUCUCUACCAGGAAAAUCAGAGCAGAAUCCCAAAGAUUAUUGCAAUGCUAUCAUCUCUACUACUUCUGAGAUUGAGUUGAGUGAUCAUGAGAAAGAGGCUGAAGCACAGAUUGUGGAGAAGGUUGAACACAAGAUUGUGGAAAGGGUUGAGAUACAAACUGUAAAGAAGGUUGAGGGAAUGGUUUUACAACCACUUAGACACAAGGCUGAGAAACCGGUUAUUGGGAAAGCUGUCACGCAAUUGAAGGAGAUUCAGCUAGAAGAAUUUCAUGUGGUUGAGCAAUCACCUUAUGACAAUCUCCCAUUUCCACAAAGGUUCCUCACUAAAGCUCAGAAGAACGUGAUCUCCAAGUUCAGAAAAGACAUGGGAGAUGUAGGAGUCAGGCUUCCACAGAUAUCAAAUAUGCAUGAUGCUCAUGUCCAAAUGAUGCUCAUCAAGGACAUUCUAGCUCACAAAGAAGAAGUGGAAGAGCUCAUAAACAUCUCUACUAUGCAGCUUGAUCCACCAGUCACACCAAAGUCUAUUCCAAAAUUAGAAACCCAAGGGAAAUUCACCUUAUCUUGCUCACUUGGUAAGUUUACACUUGAUGAUGCUCUUUUUGAUUCUGGUGCAAGUGUGAAUGUGAUAUCAAUGGAGAUUGUGAAGAGUCUUGGGAUUGAGAGAAUGAAGCCAAACACAUCUUCCCUACAUUUUGGAGAUUCCUCUUCUACAACUCCUAUUGGUCUCAUCAAGGACUUCCCUUUGAAGAUUGGAGCAUGCACCAUUCCUAUAGACCUCACUGUUCUGAAGAUGGCAACUGAGAAGAGAGUCUCAUUGAUCCUUGGCACUCCAUUCCUUACAAAGUGGGAGCUUGCAUAG